GAAAUAAACUGAAACGUGCUGUUGCUCGUGUCCCACUCUCAUUAAAUCCGCGACUGCCGAAUGAGUUUUAGUAGAAGUGUUCAACACACAUCAACGACUUCUGAUUGAGAAACAAGCGCUGCAAAACUAAAAAGGCUUCCCAGAAAACAUUUCACUGCAAGAAGAGAAAGACCAAAAGCUCAAAACACUUUAAGUCUUCACUUUCACAGCAGCGAGCAAGAUGGAGAAGAUGAAAGACAGUAAUAAGGGGAAGCAGGUAACGUGUUGCCUCAUUUUCUGUGUUUCCACGGCUGUGAUUGGCUCACUGCAGUUCGGCUACAACACAGGAGUCAUCAAUGCACCUGAUAAGAAAAUAAAGGACUUCUUCAGAAAUGUGUCUCUGGUGCGCACUGGAGAGCCCAUGCAUGCUUCCACUGUUACGACUGUGUGGAGUAUUGCUGUUGCUAUUUUCAGUGUGGGUGGCAUGAUUGGGUCUCUCUGUGUUGGUGCUUUGGUUAACAAGCUUGGGAGACGGAAGUCCAUGCUGCUGUCCAACAUCCUGGCUCUGAUUGGUGGAGGGCUGAUGGGUUUAUCCAACAUGUGCUCCUCCUAUGAGAUGAUGAUAUUGGGUCGUCUGGUGAUCGGUGUGUUCUGUGGUCUGUGUACGGGGCUGACACCCAUGUACGUGGGUGAAAUUGCUCCAACAGCACUGCGAGGAGCUUUUGGUACACUUCACCAACUUGGGGUGGUCAUCGGCAUCCUAGUAGCACAGAUCUUUGGUCUGGAGUCAUUGCUGGGGUCUGAGGAUUUGUGGCCAUUAUUGCUGGCUUUGACUGUCCUGCCUGCAGUGCUACAAAGUGUUAUGGUGUUUUUCUGUCCAGAGAGCCCACGCUACUUGCUCAUCAAUCUGAACCAGGAGAAGGAGGCACGCCAAGUGCUGAUGCGUCUUCGCGGGCAUUCAGAUGUGGAGGAUGACAUUCGUGAGAUGAAGGAAGAGGCCAUGAAGAUGGCCAUGGAGAAGAAGGUGUCGAUUCCAGAGCUGUUCCGUAACCCCGCCUACCGACAACCCAUUAUUGUCUCCAUAAUCCUGCAGCUAUCCCAGCAACUGUCUGGCAUCAAUGCUGUAUUUUAUUAUUCAACAGAGAUCUUCAGGACUGCAGGCAUCACUGGCCCUGUCUUUGUCACAAUUGGGGCGGGUGCAGUCAACACUGUCUUCACCGUAGUUUCUCUCUUCCUGGUGGAGAGGGCAGGGAGAAGAACUCUUCAUAUGAUUGGACUGGCUGGAAUGGCUGCCUGCGCUCUACUCAUGACCAUUUCUCUUAAACUUGUUAACACUGUAGGACCGGCAUUGGAAAAUGGUACUGGACUGCUUCAGAAUAGCACUGCUGUCAUAACAUCUGAAGGGCAGGGAACUUCAGCGAUCAGCAUUCUAGCCAUUGCAGCAGUGUUUGGAUUUGUGGCUAGUUUUGAGAUGGGACCAGGACCAAUCCCAUGGUUCAUAGUGGCAGAGUUAUUUGCUCAGGGUCCCCGGCCGGCAGCCAUCGCUGUGGCGGGAUGCUCCAACUGGACUGCCAACUUUCUUGUUGGACUGCUUUUCCCACUUUUACUGAAACUGUGCGGUCCGUACGUGUUCAUCAUAUUCUUCAUCUUCCUCAUCCUCUUCUUCGUGUUUACGUACUUCCGUGUUCCUGAGACCAAGGGUCGCACCUUUGAAGAUAUCGCCAGUGGAUUUGCCAAUGCUGCAGGCUCUAAUGUUGCAAACUACUCUUCACCAGAGGGUGUGGUCACUCUGCCAGUAACCCUGUCAUCAGAGAAGUUUCAGAUGACUGAGUUACCAGGACAGGAGACAGGAAAAAGUGGAAUAAACCCAUAGAGAAAAUAUACACAAGAUACACCUGACAUACAACAGAGAGUAGAGAACAGAGGCAGCUAAAUAAUGGGCAUUGUUACAAAAAACUAAAAACUGUAGCUCCAUAAGGGACAAAAUAGUGUAAAAUACAGGGUAAUUAUCAUAUCAUUUAGAUCAGUGUUUCCAGGCCAUGGUGUACUUGGGGGUGCACAGAAUUAAGUUAUGGUGUCUGCAAUUGUGCAAAAUUUAUCUUGUUACAGAUUUGUCUGUAUCUUGACAUACUUGACAUUUAUUGAUAAAUAACAUUUUACAUUACAAGAUUUACAGAUUAUAGUAGUCAGUAAUAUCCAUUAUAAUAAUAGCACUUCUCAAAAUUGAGCUGAAACUUGAUUUGCCUACCAGAAAAACAGACCUAGUCACUUGUAAACAUGCAGGCUCAUCCAUCUCACUAGAAAGAGGGAAAGCAGCAAUACAAUUUUUUAUAUGUGUAUCAAUAUUUUGGGAUUUUUAUUUAUCAAUAAGGUAUUUUAUUUUUCAUGUACAGGUUGUUAUUCUAGGUAAAAAUUUGAUUAUAUCUCUGGCUAUUUCCAAGUUUUGGAUGAAAUAGGUUGAUGGGGGUUUGAACAAUUUUUUAUGGGUGUGUUUAAUGUUGUCAAGUAUAAGAAGAGGGUGCACAGCCAAAAAGGUUUGGGAACCACUGACAUAGAUGUAAUAAAACACCAAACAGGGUAUAAAAAAAUACUCAUUACAGUAAUACAUAUAUUUCAGCAUAAACAUUUAAUGACAGUUAGAAAUUCUUUAUGAACGCAUGGCUAUUUGAGCUAUGUACAAGGAAUCAGGAUUUGUUUCUCUAUGUCUCAAGUGUAUAAUUUUUACAUAUUUCUUAGACAUUUGUGUUGGUUACAGAGGCCUUAAAACAAUUUGCUUUGUUAAAUUAGAUUUUACUAAAUGUAAACUUUUCAAAUUUAGUUACAUAUAGGUGUGUUGUCAAAUUAGUUAAGUUGUUAAAUAUGUUAAUGAUGUGUAAAGAAUAUACAAAGCACCAAGCACUUGAUCUUAGUUCCCCUUCUGUCACUCACUCGACGUUGUAUCAAAUUAAAUGACACAAGGGGUCUUC
Xyrauchen texanus (razorback sucker) is the source of this 2945-nucleotide messenger RNA. Its product is annotated as solute carrier family 2, facilitated glucose transporter member 3-like. The coding region runs from base 221 to 1852 and encodes 543 amino acids. The record is from RefSeq and is a predicted model, not a curated record. NCBI's taxonomy places the organism in Eukaryota, Metazoa, Chordata, Actinopteri, Cypriniformes, Catostomidae. Gene Ontology annotation, molecular function: hexose transmembrane transporter activity. Gene Ontology annotation, biological process: response to insulin; monosaccharide transmembrane transport. Gene Ontology annotation, cellular component: basolateral plasma membrane; apical plasma membrane. The transcript is spliced from 12 exons.